AGAGGUGACCUGCUUCCCGUGAGUCUUUGCGCGCAGAGUCCGCCGGGUGCGUGCUCCCUUCCCAGCAGCCCUCGCGCGCGCGGCUGGGUUUUGCCAACACCAGGACUGCAAGAUGGCGUCGCUCGUGCCACUGAAGGACAAGAAGCUCAUGGAGGUUAAACUUGGAGAGCUGCCAAGCUGGAUCCUGAUGCGGAAUUUUACCCCCAGUGGGAUUGCAGGAGCCUUCCAGCGAGGCUAUGACCGGUACUACAACAAGUACAUUAACGUUCGGAAAGGCAGCAUCUCGGGGAUCACCAUGGUGCUGGCAGCCUAUGUUGUUUUCAGCUACUGCAUUUCUUACAAGGAACUUAAACACGAGCGGCGACGGAAGUACCACUGAGGGGUCACCACGGAGGGCACUGCACGCCUGACAGCCCCGCCCAUGAAGAAUUCCACUGUGGCGGACGUUUCAUAUCCUGACAACUUGUGUCCAAUAAAAGGUGACUGACUGGUUCGUUCAUG
Molecule: messenger RNA, 501 nt
Organism: Acomys russatus (golden spiny mouse)
Lineage: Eukaryota; Metazoa; Chordata; Mammalia; Rodentia; Muridae
Gene: Atp5mf
Product: ATP synthase membrane subunit f
Exons: 4
Coding region: 113-379 (88 amino acids)
Biological process (GO): proton motive force-driven mitochondrial ATP synthesis
Molecular function (GO): proton-transporting ATP synthase activity, rotational mechanism
Source: RefSeq, a predicted model, not a curated record